This is a messenger RNA of Alnus glutinosa, 2187 nucleotides long. Its product is annotated as exopolygalacturonase-like. Bases 794 to 2080 code for a protein of 428 amino acids. The transcript has 6 exons. NCBI's taxonomy places the organism in Eukaryota, Viridiplantae, Streptophyta, Magnoliopsida, Fagales, Betulaceae. The record is from RefSeq and is a predicted model, not a curated record. Gene Ontology annotation, molecular function: polygalacturonase activity. Gene Ontology annotation, biological process: carbohydrate metabolic process.
GAUAGAUGCACUGGUCAGGGUGCAGCCUAGUGGUCAAAGGGCGGGCUUGGGAUGAGCCGGACAUCCAUUUCACACUAUGAGUUUUUCUGGAUUACUUGAUAUGCAGUUCUGGUCAAUAGGGUUGUGUAUCAGGGUUUACUUCCCAGGGGUGGGUCGAAGGGCCUACCUUGGUGAGGUUUCACGUUUAAAAAAAUAAAAAAAAAAAUGUGUUGAGACUCCAAAAUUGGGAGCCCGGAGAUUAUUCUGGGACCAGAAAGGUUUGCCAUGUUUUGAGGGCUCGACACAACCCACUUCCUGUAGAAUUGCCCCACGAUCCGCUGUCCAUGGGGAUCACGUAUGCCUGAUCCAUGGAGCACCUGAACAUCUUUGAGAUGGGUGGGCUCAUGAAAAACGUGUACCAGAAAAGGUGGCCAAUGGUGAAAAACCGCAAGUGGCGAGUUCUCCCUGUUGCUUUCCAUUUUCUCGGGAAAAAGAGGGAGAGCUAUUGAGAUAUUCUGAAGUGACAUCCGAAGAUGGAGUACAAGAAACCCAAUAAGGAGAUGCCACGGCCACCCAAGAUGAAAAGAAUGCCCACGACGUUUUCUACUAUAGAAGUGGUGGAGAUGGGAGUUAACGACAGUUACUGUUGACUCCAAAAGCCCGCCCUUUUCGACUUCUUCAAAAAAAAAUGUUCAAAAUAACCCUACCCCAUGCACUGAUAUUGCUGAACGUCGCAGACCCUCAAUGAAUCUAUAGAAAACAUUCCCACUGUCAGAACUAACAAUCUGGAAAAAAACAUUUGUAAAACAGUAACAUGAGCCCUGACUAUGGUAGCAAAUUGCUCUUGGUUGUGUCUAUCUUUUGUUUCAAUGGUGUUUUUGGCAGCGGAAGAGGGACAAAAGUAGCAGCAAUUUCAGGUUUGCAAGGCAUUGAAUCUCAAAAAAGUAGCCUUUUACAUCACAAAGGAAGGAGAUCUGGUUUUUUUGAUGUCAUGAGCUUUGGGGCUCGAGCAGAUGGCCAGACUGACGAUACUAGGGCCUUCAGAGCAGCAUGGAAGGAGGCAUGUAAGUCCUCAGGUUCAGUAAAUCUUCUGAUACCAAAAGGGACAUACUUGAUUGGCCCCAUCAAGUUUGCAGGCCCAUGCAAUAAUGUAUCGUCUCUGACUUUUCAUCUGAAGGGUUAUUUGAAGGCUACAACAGACUUGUCAAAGUAUGGAUUCAGUGCUGGUUGGAUUGAAUUCAGAUUGGUGGAGGGGCUAACCUUGACCGGAGGUGGGACCUUUGAUGGCCAAGGUGCUAAAGCCUGGCCUUACAAUAACUGCCCCACUCAUUCCAAAUGCAUACUUCUUCCAACUAAUGUGAAAUUCAUAGCCAUGAAUAAGACAGUUGUCAGAGGCGUAACUUCGCUGAAUAGCAAGUUCUUUCACAUAGCUCUUGUGGAGUGCAAGAACUUCAAAGGUAACAACAUCAAGAUUUCAGCCCCAGCAAACAGUCCUAACACUGAUGGCAUCCACAUUGAGCGAAGCUCUAGUGUCUAUUUUUCUGGAUCACACAUUGGUACUGGUGAUGACUGCAUCUCAGUUGGGCAAGGAAAUUCUCAAGUCACUAUCUCAAGCAUUACCUGUGGACCCGGUCAUGGUAUCAGCGUCGGAAGUUUGGGAAGAUAUCGGAAUGAGGGAGAUGUAAGCGGACUUGUGGUCAGAGAUUGUACCAUGACAGGUACCUCAAAUGGCAUUAGGAUCAAGACCUGGGCCAACUCUCCAGGAAGCAGUGCAGCCACCAACAUGACAUUUGAGAACAUUGUCAUGAACAACGUGACCAAUCCCAUUAUAAUCGAUCAAGCAUAUUGUCCAUUCUCGUCUUGCACUUCCAUGGCACCGUCUCGAGUGAAGAUUAGUGACAUAUAUUUUAAGAACAUUAGAGGGACAUCAUCAUCGAAGGUAGCAGUGGCAUUGGAAUGCAGCAAAGGGAUGCCGUGCCAGAAUAUUUACCUUGAAGAUGUUCACCUGGACCUGUCAUCAGGGGAGAAACAUGCCACUUCCACUUGCAAAAAUGUUAGAGCUAAAUACAUUGGCACCCAAAUCCCACCACCAUGUUCUUAGUUUCGAUGUGGGAUUCAUGCUAUAGCUUUCUCCGAUGCUGUAUGAUCUGUAUAGGAUCUCACACUUUCAAGUGAAUAUGUUGGGAUGUAUUCCUGUUUUUGGGAUAU